Molecule: messenger RNA, 3348 nt
Organism: Metopolophium dirhodum (rose-grain aphid)
Lineage: Eukaryota; Metazoa; Arthropoda; Insecta; Hemiptera; Aphididae
Product: transcription factor Adf-1-like
Exons: 2
Coding region: 2231-3232 (333 amino acids)
Biological process (GO): regulation of transcription by RNA polymerase II
Cellular component (GO): nucleus; transcription regulator complex
Source: RefSeq, a predicted model, not a curated record
AUUUUUUAUUUUUGUGUCUGUUAUCACCUUUUAGGACAGUAAAAAUGCUUAGAUUUUCUUCAAAAUCAUCUUUUCUAAUAGGAAAGUGAAUCUAGUUGGUACUUUGGGGGUCAUAAGUAAAAAUUUCUCAGUAGUUUUCAAAAGCGCCGUGAAAAACAAUAGAAAAAUUAAGGGAAAACGGGAAUUUUUACGCAAAAUCUGUUAUCGAGAAAAUCGAUUUUGGUUUUUGGUGUUACUCUAAAACAAAUGAACGUUACAUGAAUUAUUCACUGGUUGCUUAUAUUUGCAUUUUCUAUACAUGAUACAAUUUUAAAAAUAUUUUGAUUUGUCUUGAACUGUUUAGGAACAUUUUCAGUUUCCAAUUUUAUUAGUAUUAUUUGUUGGGUAAAAAAUCUUGAAAAUUUAAUACAAGGGUCCUACUAUAUUGUUACAAUGAUUUUUUAAAUAUAUUAAAAAUCCUUAGUCACAGUUUUUAUUUAUAAGCAUUUAAAGUUCAAAUCUUGACAAAAUACGAAAAAAUCACAAAAAUUAGCAAAUUAUUUUGAGUGAGAAUUCAUAAUUUUUUCUUUUUAAAUCUAAGAUUUGAAAAUGUAAUACAAGAUUAUCCAUAAAUUUGUCUACCUUCAUCAAAAAAAAAAAUGUCCACAAGAAAGUUACAUUAAAUUUUUAUGAGCAUUUGAAUUUCAUAUUUUUACAACAUUUGUUAUUCACUCGAUUUCUCAUGUAACUAUUUUCUUAUUUUGUUGUAAUUAAAAAACGUAUGACUGUAGAUACUUGAAAAUUUCACUGAAUGUUUAUAUUAGCAUUUUCUAUACACGAUAACAUUUUGAAAAUAAUUUGACUCUUUUUGAGCUGUUUAUGAACAUUGUCAAUUUUCAAUUUUUUUAGUUUUUUUUUCUAUAAAUGUCAAUAAAAUUUUAUUUGUUGGGUAAAAAAGCAUGAAAAUGUAAUGCAAGGCUCAUGAUAUAUUGUUACAAUAGUAGUUGAAAAAUAUUUAAAAUACAUAGGCACAAUUUUUUUUAAAAGCAUUUAAAGUUAAAAUUUUGAUAAAAUUUAAUAAUUAUUUUGUAGUUAAAAAUUUAUAAAUUGUUCAACUUUUAUAACUAAGGUUUGAAAAUUUAAAACAAAGUUCCACGUAAAUAGGUUAUAUACAAUAUUACUUUAUCACAAUAAUAUCAUCAAAUAUACUUGGUAAUAUCAUGGCUGACUGACCGUUUUCGCUCAGAAUUGUUUUUCUUAUACAAUGAUAUUAUAUAAUUGAAUUCAAAUUUAACACCAUCCAUUACAGUGACCCACUUAUAACCUACUGUACAGCAGAGCAACAUCCACUUACCCACCUUUUUCCACAUUAUAUUUAAUAGUAAACUUGAUUGUUAAAUAUUUAUGUCUAACACUCCUCUUCAUUAACUUGGCAGUAAUAUAAAUUUUAUUUCAGUAGAACCUCGAUUAUUCAUCUCCUGAUUAAUUGUCUAGGGAGCUAAAAUUUUUGCGAGUCUGUAUAACUCCUGGAUCUUCCGGUAAUAUCUGCUAUAUAGGUGAUAAUAUGUUAAACAGUCGUGUGUUGUAUUGAAAAGUCAGUUAGGAAUUACAAAUGUUAUAGUAAUAGUAAUAGUAAAUAUAUUAUAUAACUAAUAUAUAUAUUAUAUAAAUAUGUCAUAAUUAUGAAAAAAUAAUAAUAGUAUUAAGUAAAGUAAUAUACUUAUAAUAAUAUAUUAAUUGUUAAAGAAAUUUUAAUUUAUCGUUUAUCUUUCUUUUCUAUGGUCUGCCAAGGUUCUAGUCCCAAGAUGAUUUAUCUAAGUUCUACUGUACUAUAUUAUUAUAAUAUUCUCAACAUUAAGGUGCAAACUUAUAAAAUAUAAUAUAUUUGUUUAUUAACAUAAAAAGUAGUGUUGUGGGAAUAAAAAAUAGUAUUGUUACUAUAAAAUAAAAUUAUCUUGAUUAUUGCAAUUAAACAUCAAUGCUUCAACUUAGGCCGUCUACACACGGAGCUAUUCAUUAGAAACUAAUUACUGACGCAAAUCACUAACCAGUUUACGUUUAGUCACUAACUAUGUUGUCCAAUGGAACACGACAGACGGCGCUACUGGUUACUAAUUAGUUACUAACGCGUGAGUGAUCAGUUCCAAGUGAUUCGACUGUCGAGUCACUUCCAAGUUGCGUCACCCUAGAAUUGUGUGAUUUUUUUAAAAUCAAAUAUUUUCUUGUUUUAUUUUCCUUCAUAAAUUAAACAAUGAGCGAACAAAAACUUAACAUAAAGUUUGUAGAAGAAGUGGAGAAACAUCCGAUUUUGUACAACUACACUCUUCCUGGCUAUUCUAGGAAGGAUGAGACGGAAAUAGCAUGGAACGAAGUUGGAAAAACUGUAAAUAUGACAGCGGCUGAAUGCAAAGAAAGAUGGAAGAAUAUUCGAGCGGUUUUUGUGCGAAACAUGAAACCUGCCCCAAGUGGUGCAGGAGCGAAAACAAAGAAGACAUAUUAUUUAAUGGAAUCUAUGCAAUUCACCGUACCAUAUAUAAAGGCAUUAGGUGCACCUUCAGGAAAUCUACCAAACCCACCAGAACAAAAAGAAGAUAAGGAAUCUGAAGAAAAUGAUUCGACCGCCAACGAAGAAAACGUUUUGGAACCGCAAUGUUCAUUUCAACAACCGCCAACCCCAUCUCUACCAUAUCCAUCUUCACCGUUACCAUCACCUACACCACAACACACAACUGAAAUGUCUCAAAGCAAGAAGAACACUACUCACAGUCAACCUGAGCCUUUUCCAUCAAAUCUGCCAAACCGAAAACGUGGCUUUAAGAACCCAGUUGAUAAAGCAUUCCUCGAAUACUUCGAAACCAAAAGAGCCAGAGCGCUAAAUUCAUCUGAUCAUAUGAAGCAGGAUCCAAAAACAGAAGGUUUGAAAAUGUUUUUACUUAGCAUGCUACCAGAUCUUCUCAAAAUGUCAGACGAAGGAGUACGACUUUUCAAGCGAAGAGCCCUGCAGUCUGUUGAUGACAUUUUAUCACACAGUUUGGACUACACACCAUCAAAUACAUUUUCAGCCUCAUCUACACCUUCGACACACUCUGAAAUGAUGUAUAUACCUCAGAAUGCAAAUGUGAAUAAUACUUCGCAAUUAAACAGACUAGAAACCUCAACCAGUCAAAGCACAGCACAGUUUUAUGAAGCAGUAAAUGAAGCUUUGAGUGAAGUUAACCAAGAGGAAUACAAUACACAAUUAUUUAAUCAAUAACAUGUUUGAAAGUUAACCGUAGCUUUUACAUUUAUUUUAUUUUUAAAUUAUUAUUAAAAAGUGUUUAAUAAUUAAAAAGGUUGUAUUUUAUAAUUUGAAUAUAAUUAAUUUUUUUU